Molecule: messenger RNA, 502 nt
Organism: Cajanus cajan (pigeon pea)
Lineage: Eukaryota; Viridiplantae; Streptophyta; Magnoliopsida; Fabales; Fabaceae
Source: RefSeq, a predicted model, not a curated record
AAAAUUGAUAUACGAUUAUUCUGAGGAUAUAGACCUUUGAUGACCCCUGUCAAUGCUUCUGAUAUUUACUUUGGUAUUUGCAAAUUGUUAAUCACUAUCCUUGUCUUCUCCUGUUAUAUGAACACUUGUCUCUUGAACUAUGCUAUUUCCUUGUUGUUUUGGUCUGCAGGAGCAAAAGCUUUUGGAUGAAAUUGAUCGGCUUAAUGAAGAACUACGUGAUUGUGAUGAGAACAUAAAUAGACGAAAAUCAGAUAUUACUGCUUUGGAAACUCUCAUUGCUCAGUCACGUGAAGGGCUUAAUCAUUAUAAAGUAGAGAGAGACAAGUUACAUGACGAGAGGAAGUCCCUAUGGGGCAAAGAGAAUGAACUUACUUCUGAAAUUGAUAAGCUGAGAGCAGAAGUUGAGAAGGCUGAAAAGAGUCUUGAUCAUGCAAUUCCUGGUGUGAGUAAUCCCUCUUUCUAGUUUCUUUAACAUCUCCUUUGUAAAUGCCAUUAAAUUAUC